Molecule: messenger RNA, 786 nt
Organism: Parnassius mnemosyne (clouded apollo)
Lineage: Eukaryota; Metazoa; Arthropoda; Insecta; Lepidoptera; Papilionidae
Source: the annotation of a GenBank genome assembly
AUGUCCAAGUGCGGCAAGGUUAAAAAUCCCUGCAAAAUUUGUUUGGGACCCGUCACCCCUAAGAACGGAUUGCAGUGCAAAGGUGCUUGUAAAACAUGGAUGCACUUCGAAUGUUUGAACUACACUCCUGGAAAAAUUAAAGAUGUAAAGGCCGGAAUUAUUAAAGUGACAUGCCCUUGCCCCGAUUGUAAGACUUCCGAACCAAAAGAGUAUCGUACAGAUCAACCUUACAGUUGCACCAACAUACAGUGUCCGGCUAAUAGACCAGCUAAAUGUGAUAACAAAGAGUGUCCAACAAACAAAACACCAGACAAAAUAAACCAGACAUCAACGAAUUUAAUACCAACUUGUCCAUUAUCAAAGUGCGGCACAGAGUGCAAGAAAAAUAGCCAUCCCCAGUUGCCAAAUCAACCACCAAUGAUCAGCAAACCUUGCGCACCUCCUUCUUCUAUUUCAGGCGGGAGUGUUGAGAUAUCACCAACACCAAUACCAGCACCAAGCUCAAUAGAAGACCCAGUAUCAGGUGAUACGAUAAAACCACUACCAAGAGCUGACUUAUCUUCAUUGGGAACUCUUCAGCAAAUGUGUCGAACUGUUGGCCAGUUGGCAAAUCAAAUAAAUCAUUUAAUGAAUAAAAUGAAGCAGGUAGUAAACGACCCAGAGGGACCAGGAUUUACAAAAGAGAAAAAGACAACAACUUCAUCAAGUCCACCGACGCCACAGGGUAAUAAAACUAACUGUCCAAAACCUUGUCACUGUCCUGGAAAUCCUAAUCGCAAGAAAUAA